Ostrinia furnacalis (Asian corn borer) is the source of this 6264-nucleotide messenger RNA. It is a transcript of the gene Btk29A, whose product is annotated as tyrosine-protein kinase Btk29A. Bases 230 to 2662 code for a protein of 810 amino acids. Gene Ontology annotation, biological process: protein phosphorylation; intracellular signal transduction. Gene Ontology annotation, molecular function: ATP binding; protein tyrosine kinase activity; protein binding. NCBI's taxonomy places the organism in Eukaryota, Metazoa, Arthropoda, Insecta, Lepidoptera, Crambidae. The transcript has 20 exons. The record is from RefSeq and is a predicted model, not a curated record.
GUGUUGUGUCUGUCUGAUAGCCACAACAAGUUUUAAUUUUAAUAAUUUUAUUAUAUUUUCUCUUUCAACGAAAACGAGAAAGCUGGCGACUGGCGACGAUGACUAAUAAUUGAAGAACGUACAUUGUAUAAUUGCUACAAGUAUAAUUAGUGAUUUGUUCAAAAAUACAGUUCAAACAAAAGUUUUCAAGUGGAAUGGUGUCGCCUUUGAUUGGAUUCAGACAGUGAAUAUGGCGGGGAAAGACGAAGACGAUGUAAUUUUGCAAGCUUUUAUGGUGAAAAGAUCACAAAACAAAAAGUUGUUUACUCCUGUAAAUUUUAAGGAGCGCUGGGUGGUGCUAAGACGUCGUUCACUUAUCUACUAUGACUCUGAUAGUGAAAGGCGCAGAGAGCGCGGGCGCAUCGCAACGGACGCGAUCCAUACGGUGGAGCAGGCGCAACUCGGCGAGCUGAGCAAACAGCUGCCCGACGGCAUCGGAGACAACUCAGCUUAUAGAUACCCUUUUCAGGUGGGCUACUCUGAGCAGAACACAGACUACACCUUGUACCUUAUAGUUGGAGACCACUCAGUGCGCCUACAUUGGAUUCACGCCAUAAGGAGUGUGUGCGUGUACAAAGUGCGGCGGUCGCGAUACCACCCGGGCGCGUGGUGCGCUCGGCGCUGGGCGUGUUGUGACGCGGAGCGCCGGUCCGCGCCGGGCUGCCAGCUCGCCGCCGACUGGCCCCUGCCCGAGCCGCAGAUCGAACUGCUGGUGCAGGAGAAGAAGCCCCUUAACGACGUUACAUUGCAGGGUUGCCAGCUCGCCGCCGACUGGCCCCUGCCCGAGCCGCAGAUAGAACUGUUGGUGCAGGAGAAGAAGCCGCUCAACGACGUUACAUCAGGUUCAUGGUUUGACGGAGAGUGCAAGGUUGCCAGCUCGCCGCUGACUGGCCCUUGCCCGAGCCGCAGAUCGAACUGCAUGCUGGUGCAGGAGAAGAAGCCCCGACGACGUUACAUCUCGUCGAUGACUAGCUUAUCCGAACCACAGAUAGAACUGCUGGUGCAGAAGAACAAGUCCCUCAACGGCGCGGUGUUAUGUGUAGGCAGCGCGGGGCCGCGGAGGCUCUACUGUGAAUGUGGCUUAUCUCGAGAGCGGUACAUUGACACGUUACUCGGCAGUCGCAGCCAGGUGUCGCGCGCGAACGUCCGCCGAUUUACCGUUUCCAUGUUGCAGACCAAGUCCGAAGACGAACCCAUGGUCACCAAGAAGAAGUCUAAGAUACCAUGCCUGUCUCUAUCAUCAUUCCUCCCGGCAUUAGAGGCUGUCACGGCGGCGGUCACAAUGCCAGGAGGCGGCGGCGCCCCUCCCGGCACUCCGUCGGCCAAGCCAAAGGUAAAUUCAAAGGAGAAGCAAAGAACCAAAGUUGUGGUAGCGCUGUACCCAUUCAAAGCCAUAGAAAGCGGCGACCUAUCAUUAGAAAAGGGCGCUGAGUAUGAAGUAAUUGACGACUCCCAGGAACAUUGGUGGAAAGUAAAAGACGAACACGGGUGGUACGUGGGCGAAAUGUCUCGCCAGAGAGCGGAAUCUCUACUGAAACAAGAGGACAAGGAGGGUUGUUUCGUAGUCCGCAAUUCCUCCACUAAGGGCAUGUACACGCUCUCGCUAUAUACCAAAGUUAACCACCCGCAAACAAAACACUACCAUAUAAAACAGAACAGUCGCGGCGAGUUCUAUCUCUCUGACAAGCACUGCUGCCCCAGCAUACCGGAGCUCAUCAACUAUCACAAGCAUAACAGCGGCGGGCUGUGCUCGCGGCUCAAGACCACGCCCUGCGACCGACCCGCGCCGCCCACAGCUGGCCUCUCGCAUGACAAAUGGGAGAUAGACCCAUCAGAGCUGGUCCUCCUAGAGGAGUUAGGCGCAGGCCAGUUUGGCGUGGUCCGGCGCGGGCGCUGGCGCGGCCGCACAGACACCGCCGUCAAGAUGAUGAAGGAGGGCACCAUGUCGGAGGACGACUUCAUUGAUGAAGCUAAGGUCAUGACUAAACUCCAACAUCAGAACCUAGUCCAGCUGUACGGCGUAUGUUCCAAGCACAGACCCAUCUACAUCGUAACCGAGUAUAUGCGGCAUGGCUCGCUGUUCAACUACUUACGCCGCACCUCGCCUGACCAGCUGGGGCCUGGCGUACUGCUGGAUAUGUGCAUACAGGUCUGCAAAGGAAUGGCGUAUCUAGAAAGGCAUAACUAUAUUCACCGAGAUUUAGCGGCGAGAAAUUGUUUGGUUGGGGAUGAAAAUGUGGUUAAAGUAGCAGAUUUUGGACUAGCGCGGUAUGUAUUGGACGACCAAUACACGAGUUCUGGCGGUACGAAAUUCCCUAUCAAAUGGGCGCCGCCUGAAGUACUCAACUACACGCGGUUUUCCUCCAAAUCUGAUGUUUGGGCUUUUGGUGUACUAAUGUGGGAGGUGUUCACAUGCGGAAAAGUGCCAUACGGUCGAAUGAAGAAUUCCGAAGUGGUGGAGAUGGUUCAGAGAGGACAAGUGCUGGAGAAACCCAAAGGAUGUUUGAAUGAAAUUUAUAAUGUAAUGCUGGCAUGCUGGCGGCACGCGCCCGACGAGCGGCCGUCCUUCCGCGUGCUGAAGGACGAGCUGGCGGACAUGAUGCAGCUGGUGCUGGCCGACUGACUGCGCCUGCUGCUCGCCCUGCUGCAGCCGCCGCCCGCCACGCUGCCGCGCGCGCGCCGCCAGGCCGCGCCGCCCGUCUGAGCACGCUACAACACGAUACAUCGCGAGAUACUGCUCUACGAGAUCACCACAUUCACCACAGUAGUCAGUAUUGUAAUCAAGCUCGUCUGAACACUACGCUACAACACGAUACAUCGCGAGAUACCGCUCUACAAGAUCACCAGUUCACCACCGGUGUGUGCAAUGUAAUCGAGCUCGUUUGAAUGCUACGCUACACCACGAUACAUUACUAAAAUACCACCACCGGGGCGUAUAACGUCAGUUUUGUAAUUGAGCUCGUCUGAAUACUACGCUACACCACAAUCCACUACUGGCGUUAACAACGUCAGCUAGCUCGUCUGAACGCUACGCUGCAACAAGAUACAUCGCGAGAUACUGCUUUACAAGAUCACCACAUUACCCACCGGUGUGUGCAACGUCAGCAAUUUAAUAAUUGUGCUCGUUUGAAUGCUACGCUACAACACGAUACAUCGCGAGAUACUGCUCUACAAGAUUACCACCGGUGUGUGCAACGUCAGCAAUGUUACUGAGCUCGUUUGAAUGCUACGCUUCACCACGAUAAACUACUAAAAAUACCACCACAGGAGUGUACAACGUUAGCAAUAUCAUUCAAGCUCGUCUGAAUGCUACGCUACAACACGAUACACUACUCAGAAAUGCCACCACCGGUGUGUGCAACGUUAGCAAUGUAAUCGAGCUCGUCUGAAUGCUACGCUACAACACGAUACACUACUCUACAUACCACUACUGGCGUUAACAACGUCAGCAAUGUCAUCAAGCUCGUCUGAAUGUUACGAUAUACCAAGCUACACUAUGAUACAAAACGCUACACUACCAGCAUAACAUACCACCAACAUUUUGAACAAUCUACUACUACUACACUACACUUCACUGUCAAUCACAAUCAAUCAAUCAAACACACACAAUAUCAGCGAUUGCAACCAUGCCAUCCGACUAAACAUUACUACACUAUUACUGGCAGGUUCAUUAUAAGCAAUCUAAAUGACAUUUUGUUUACUAUCAAGUAUUUAUCGUUGCAUAUAUUUUCGUCCGAGCACAACCAUUGCCUCAUCGGUUCCGCAUUUUUUCUCCUUGUCUGAAAGUAAUUGUCUUCCAUGUUCUUCCAGACAAUUUUUAACUAAUCAUUCAGUACUACUAAUAAUAGCUCGAAUGUCGUUGAUGUGUCUCCAAAAAUCCCUGUGUGGCCAAAAAAUUGCGAAAGUAGCCAAGUCUCGCGGAUAGUUUUGAUAUUUUUGUAGGCAUUUUAACAAAAGGCGGGUAUUAGUUGUCCUUUUAUCAGAUUUUAGAUCUAUUAAUUAAAAUAAUAUCAUACAUACCAUUGACUGUUUUUGUAAUUACAAAAUAAAAAAACAAAGUGAUGUAUAGCUACGUGCUGUUACAAAGUAUAUUACAACUUGCUAAUUUGAUAAGAUGAUGAAUGCAAAAACAUCUUCAAGGACUGCUGGGCAAUCCUAAAAUGCGUAAUCGUUUAUUAUUAAAUCAUUGAGUUAUGUUAUCAGAUGAAGAUUGUCCGAUUUUGUGCUGUGAAAGAAUUCAACGAAUUGAAUAUAUUGCAUGGAAAUUAUAAUGCCAACCGCAAAACAUUUAUAGAUUAUACGGAUUUUUUCCAAACAUAGUCUUCAUAAAAUAACUGAAACUAUGAAAUUCUAGACAAUGUAACAUUAGAUAGAUAACUAGGUAGUGUUUUAUUGUAUACCACACGAAAUUAGCAAUUGGAAAACAACCAAUAAAUACAUGAACAAUAAAAUUGUCUAUUACGAUUCGAUAGUCUCAAUGCGUCUAGUGUAACCCAAAAUUUGUGGGAAAAUUUUGAUUGAUAUUAUGAAGAGUAAUGAAAUAAAAAUAUUUGUGGUAAACUACGGACUUCAAUUCAGUUAUCGCAGAAACGCCCCACAUCGAAUCUGAACAAUAAAUACAUGCAUGGAAUUGAUGGGAUAAACUAAAGGAAUUGAAGAAACUAUACAGUUAUUACCCUUAAAAUGUACAUAAUACACUGCCACCAGUCCGCUACAGAGACGUUAUUUGAAAUUUCAGACAAAGAAAUAUUAAUUUUCGGAUCUAUCUCGCUAAAGUUCUGUUUUAAUAUAGGUUCUAAGUGUAAUCCCGGUAAACGUUAAAUAACGUUUCUGGGUGGGUAUAUCUCAAGUUAUAUGUGAUACAUUUAGUAGAAAUAGUAGAGCCAUUUAGACUGGUACAACACAUGGCCCGUACGUGUCAACUAACCACGUCAGUAUUUAAUUAUGUAUGGUAGUACGACUAGCUUUUAACGAUAUUUAUCAUAAUCCACGUCACGCGUAAUUUUCAAUUCAUUAUAUUCACCACAGUCAUAGUACACCUUUAUUCCUUUUGCAUGCACGUCAUAGGUAGUGCAAUAUCAAUCGUACAUUGUAAGGAAGGAGUAUAAGCCCAUCAUCAUAUCAUUACUUAUGUAAUUAUUAAUGUACAUAAAUUAUAGUAGUUAUUUAAUAUAUUAUUAGAUGACAUAUAGAACAUGUACCAUGCAUUUGAACGACGCACAAUAGAAAACAUUAUUUUUGGUAAACACAUGUCAUUGCUUUAGCAUGUUAAGAUUGUCACAAAUAAACCGAAUUUGUUAUUGUAUUGCUAAAUUUUGUACUCGAAGGCUGUUUUUACUUUUGUAAUUCCUUUUGUUGAUAACUAGUCAUAAUUAUGUAUUUAGUGUCAUAAUUACGUAUAGUGGGCACAAAAAUAAACAAAAAAGACACUGAAGCAUUGUCCACUAUGGUUGCAGUGGUAUCUUAGAAUUAAACCAAUCGUUUUCAGUUUUUGAAUCUGUGGUAUUUUCGCGUUUCUAUAAAGAUUUUUUAGCGUCGAUUAUUGUAAAUUAAUAAUGAUUCUAAAGUCUUGUCAUACUAGUGACAUUAUACGGAGCUUAUCAAAAGUUCGAAAAAAUUCGGUCCAAUAAGGUAAGUAAAGUAUUGAUUGAAAGGUUGUAGUAUAAUUUCGCGCUACGUGGGUUUGCGAUUUAUCCAAAAUUAAAAGGGACCUUAGCGGGGACACUUAUACUGAAUAUGUGCCAAUUAUUUCCUUACCCAUUUUAGGAAUUAAACUUCAGAAAUAACAACAGUACAGGAUAGUUGGUUUUCAAGUAAUAUGUAUACAACAAUUUUAUAUUAUUUUAAGUCAAAACUUGAAUCACCAGUGAGACAAUUCAUAUCAUCGAUUCACAUACCGUUUAAUCUAUCCCACUAUAGGUGGCGGUCGAAGAUACAUUUACUGCAAAAUUAUUACCUUUCUCAAUGGUGGUUCAACGAAGGAUGAAUUAGUUCAUAGCUUGAAACAGUCAUUAUUAUUUUCUAAAAUGUAUACUUAGCGAGUCCAUAAGUCAUUUGGUCGUAAAUCUUACGAUUUAUUGUGAUAUCUGUCGAAAGUGCUUAGAAAUAGCGCUACUAUUAAUUUGUAUUGUUAUUUUAUUAGGAAAACUAUAGUUUGUUAUUAAGUACUAUGUAAUUUGUAAUGAAAUGAAAGUAACAGUUGAGGAGUACAAUAUAAACAAAACA